UAACGUUGUUGCAGAGGAAAGCUGGAAAAUAGAGAGUUCGAUGAACUCUUGUUACUAUAAUGGAGGCUCAGGAGUUUGAAAACCGAGAGAUUUCCCCCGGUUCGAGGUUCCUGAUUGAGAAUCAGAUCAGAAGUAGCUCAAUAUGUUGACAACUACCACCGAUGAGGAAAUAGACUUGUCCUGCGACGGAGGUGUCACGGAGCCUCAAAAAGUUGCUAUAAUCUUCGCGUUUUGUGGUGUAGGAUACCAAGGAAUGCAAAAGAAUCCCGGCGCGAAAACCAUUGAAGGCGAGCUCGAAGAAGCUUUGUUUCAUGCCGGAGCUGUACCGGAGUCCAUUAGAGGCAAGCCAAAACUAUACGAUUUCGCACGAUCUGCACGGACAGAUAAAGGAGUUAGUGCUGUUGGACAAGUAGUUUCAGGUCGCUUUAUCGUUGAUCCACUUGGAUUCGUGAAUCGUCUCAAUUCAAAUCUCCCUAAUCAGAUUAGAAUCUUCGGUUACAAGCAUGUAACGCCGUCGUUUAGCUCCAAGAAGUUUUGCGAUCGAAGAAGGUAUGUGUAUCUGCUUCCAGUGUUUGCUCUUGAUCCAAUCUCGCAUCGUGAUAGAGAAACAGUAAUGGCUAGUUUGGGUCCGGGAGAGGAAUAUGUUAAGUGCUUUGAGUGCUCAGAGAGAGGUCGUAAGAUUCCUCCAGGUCUUGUGGGUAAAUGGAAAGGUACCAACUUUGGGACUAAAUCAUUGGAUUUUCAGUCAGACAUUUCGUCGAACAACUCUAGUGCAUUAAGAAGUGACAUCAAGAUUGAAGCUUUGAGUUCUAAUUUAGCUGGCUUAUGCUCAGUAGAUGUUGAAGUAGGUAGGAUACAAGAAGACAGUUGUAAAUUGAAUACAAAUUCAUCAGAGACUAAGGUAAAGAGCAAGUUUUGUUAUGGUGAAAAGGAAAAGGAAAGGUUCAGUAGAAUACUAAGUUGUUAUGUUGGAUCAUAUAAUUUCCAUAACUUCACUACAAGAACAAAAGCAGAUGAUCCGACUGCGAAUCGUCAAAUCAUCUCCUUCACUGCUAAUACUGUGAUUAAUCUUGAUGGGAUUGACUUUAUCAAGUGUGAAGUCUUAGGCAAAAGCUUUAUGCUUCAUCAGAUUCGGAAGAUGAUGGGUCUUGCUGUUGCAAUCAUGCGGAAUUGUGCUUCUGAAUCACUUAUCCAAAGUGCUUUCAGCAAGUAAGCUUCUCCUUUUUCUUUGGUUUUGAAGCUUUGCAAUGUCUAUAGUUUUGUUUGUUUUGAUACUCAGUUCGGAAAUUAUGUAACCAGGGAUGUGAAUAUAACUGUACCAAUGGCGCCAGAAGUUGGACUUUAUCUGGACGAAUGCUUCUUCACGUCUUAUAACAGAAACUUUGAAGACAGUCAUGAAGAAGUGUCCAUGGAAGCAUACAAAGAAGAAGCUGAAGCAUUCAAAUUGAAGCAUAUCUAUUCUCAUAUCGGCGCUACAGAGCGAAAAUACGGAAAUAUGGCUCUUUGGUUACAUUCCUUGAACUAUAGAAACUAUCCAGACCUAAACUUUGGCAGCUGUGGACAAAACACAGACCAAGUUCUUGUUCAUAAGAAAAUUGAUGAAAGAGCAAGUCAUAGUCUCUAAGCAAAAUGAUGGAAGCUUAGUUUGAAGAUUUUGACAUUGUUUUUGUUAUUGUUGGUUAAUCCCACCAUUUUUGUAACUUUUUAAUCAAAUUAGUAUAUUUUUGUGUUGUAAGGUGACACUAAUGAAUUGAUUUGUUAUC
Arabidopsis thaliana (thale cress) is the source of this 1763-nucleotide messenger RNA. Its product is annotated as Pseudouridine synthase family protein. Bases 143 to 1213 code for a protein of 356 amino acids. The transcript has a single exon. The record is from RefSeq and is marked reviewed. Gene Ontology annotation, biological process: tRNA pseudouridine synthesis; RNA modification; pseudouridine synthesis. Gene Ontology annotation, molecular function: pseudouridine synthase activity; RNA binding. Lineage: Eukaryota; Viridiplantae; Streptophyta; Magnoliopsida; Brassicales; Brassicaceae.